Molecule: messenger RNA, 933 nt
Organism: Thermothielavioides terrestris NRRL 8126
Lineage: Eukaryota; Fungi; Ascomycota; Sordariomycetes; Sordariales; Chaetomiaceae
Exons: 3
Coding region: 397-852 (151 amino acids)
Cellular component (GO): endoplasmic reticulum-Golgi intermediate compartment; extracellular exosome
Molecular function (GO): calcium ion binding
Source: RefSeq, a predicted model, not a curated record
UCUCCCGGUCUUGAUCGAUUAAACUUUGACUUUCACGAAAUCACCACUUGAUCAAUGGGUGAAUUCAUGUACGCAGCCGUCAAAAUUUACAUUACCCGCCCGUAAAUGAUGUGCCGGGUGCUUUGUCCUGAGGUCGGACGCCAGGGACCAACCCCGGUCCCUGAGACUGCGGCCGAGCGUUGACGCUCGGUGCCUGGAACCCCGACUGGCUAGUUCCCUCCGCCGGAGUCUCGGCGCCCAAGCAAACAAAGUGCGGCAAACUGCGGCCGAUUGCAACACCUACCGUUGUCACAGGACAACGCUCAAUCGCAACGACAACGACCACAAAAAUUGCGCUGCCUGGCUGCCGGAUCACUCAACGCUGACCUUCCCGACCGUGUGCGACGACAAACAAGGAUGCGCCUGUUUGGUGUCGCCGUCCUCGCGGGGAUAGCUGGGGGCGCGCUCGCCCACGGAGACCACGGCAGCGGGUCGCAAAAGCCGGUGGUGGACGAGAACGCCAGCUGGAUGGAGAAGCACAUGGCCGAGGAGCACCAUGCGAGCGGCUUUGACGCGGCCUCGUUCUUCGCACUGCACGACUUCGACGCCGACGGCUUCUGGGAGGCGGAGGAGAUCCUGCGGACGUACGGACUCAUGGACGAGUCGAACAAGCACGUCACCGAUGAGCGCAAGGCCGAGAUCGUGCGCGACAUCCUAAGCCUGCUCGACAGCGACCACGACGGGCGCGUCAACCGCGACGAGUUUGUGCACUUCAUCGAGGUCGAGGCUAAGACCCUGCCGGACAUGGGCACCGGGCCCGGACACCACGGCGACGACGAGUACGAAUACGAGAUUCACCACUGGGAGAAGUGAGUAUACCACGACGAAAACACCAAGCUCGAAGACCUCACGCACCCCGAGGACAUUGAGCACUUCAAGAAGCACGAGGAGAUG